GGAACGCUUGUGCCGGGGGCUCGGUUCCCGACCGGGGCGGGGAGCGGCGGCACCGGCGGAAGAGGAAGCGGCGGGAGCGGCAUGGAGGAGCCCGAGAUGCAGCUGAAGGUGAAGAAAGUUACGGACAAAUUCACGGAGAGCAUGUACGUCCUGGCCAACGAGCCCUCCGUGGCGCUCUACCGCCUCCAGGAGCACGUCAGGAGAUCGCUUCCAGAGCUCGCUCAACACAAGUCCGACAUGCAGAGCUGGGAGGAGCAAAGCCAAGGAGCCAUCUACACGGUGGAGUACGCCUGCAGUGCCAUAAAGAACAUGACGGACAGCAGCGUGUACUUCAAGAGCAUCGACAGCCUGCUCAAGCACGCCAUCGCCAUGAAGGACCAGCUGAACGCUGCUCAGGGCCGCAGCACUGUUGCCCCACAAGCCAAGAAUCCGCCAGCCAGUUCCUGAUUUUGGACAAGACUGGCUGUCCUCUGCCUUCUUCUCCAGCCCAGCUCCAUGCUCACCGACCACGUGGAGGAAUAAGAAACCUUCCGCUCAGUCUGUGAAGCCGCACAGAGGCCUGCCUGCCUCGCUGUUCCCAGUAACGAGGUGCUGCACCUGAGCAGGCAAAUCCUACUCCUGGGGUCAGGACUGCCUUUGUGGGGCAGUCUCUUUCCACACUGUUCUGCAAAAGGGAAGCGGGGUGGUUCUGCAUUUGUCCUUUCCAGUUCUUUCUGAUGGCAGACUGCUACGAGGCAUUUUUCUCUCUACCUCUUGGCCACAGAAGUAUCUCAGAAAAAACUAGGUCUUGCUUUCAGUAUUUCGUAGGUGGCUGUGUAAAGACUUAAUGUAGGCACACUUCAGCUUUGUUCAGGAGGCAUUCUGCGAGGAGAGUUUUUCAUGUGUGUGCCAGGAAGUGCUGAAUUUGGUCUUAGUGAGAACAAUAAUAAAAAGGCAAAACAAA
This is a messenger RNA of Cygnus olor (mute swan), 943 nucleotides long. RefSeq names its product BLOC-1 related complex subunit 8 (gene BORCS8). Gene Ontology annotation, cellular component: BORC complex. Bases 82 to 447 code for a protein of 121 amino acids. The record is from RefSeq and is a predicted model, not a curated record. Lineage: Eukaryota; Metazoa; Chordata; Aves; Anseriformes; Anatidae. The transcript is spliced from 5 exons.